Molecule: messenger RNA, 1576 nt
Organism: Amorphotheca resinae ATCC 22711
Lineage: Eukaryota; Fungi; Ascomycota; Leotiomycetes; Helotiales; Amorphothecaceae
Exons: 3
Coding region: 202-1536 (444 amino acids)
Biological process (GO): peptidoglycan turnover; amino sugar metabolic process
Molecular function (GO): phosphotransferase activity, alcohol group as acceptor; ATP binding
Source: RefSeq, a predicted model, not a curated record
UCACAAUUGGUGCUCUCCUCCAAGUAUUCAAGCGUGCUUCCAUUACAGUGCGCAGAGACCAUCGUAGUCCAAGCCCGCUACCAGCCGACCAAUACAUACACAACCCUUACUUCAUUACGCUUAUGCUUGAAGCUAGAAGUUGGCAUUAUUUAAGAGCUAUCUCAGACAGGUCCCACGACGAAUACUACGUCAAAUAGGGUGAUGAACGGAACCAGCGCCAGCAGCAGUGUUCCAUCCAACCAUGGAGGGCCGGCAUUGGAUUUGACAGUCCUGGGUUUGAACAGUGGCACAUCAAUGGAUGGUAUUGACUGCGCACUUUGUCGAUUCAGGCAGCAAGACCCUUCUAGUCCAAUGGAAUUUGAGCUUUUGAAGUAUGGAGAGACUCCCUUGGAUCAAACGAUCAAGAAGCGAGUCAUGAACAUGAUUUUGCACAAUUCCACAUCACCAGAAGAAAUCGCAGAAGUCAAUGUCAUCCUGGGCGAGGCAUUUGCAAAGGCGGUAGAGGGGUUCACUUUAGAGCAUGGGAUUGAUAAGUCUAGCAUCGACGUGCUUGGAUCUCAUGGCCAGACAAUAUGGCAUCUUUCCAUGCCCAACCAGAACCAAGUUAAGACGACUCUCAGCAUGGCCGAGGGUGCCAUUCUAGCAGCCCGGACAGGAAUCACCACAGUAUCAGAUUUUCGGAUUAGCGAUGUAGCAGCUGGACGUCAAGGAGCUCCUCUCAUUGCAUUCUUUGAUGCACUGCUUCUACACCAUCCUACCAAGCUUCGUGCAUGCCAGAAUAUUGGCGGGAUUGCGAAUGUCUGUUUUAUACCCCCUGACAGCCAGGGAGGCGUAGACGAGUGCUUCGACUUUGAUACAGGACCCGGGAACGUUUAUAUUGAUGCGGCGGUACGGCACUACACGAAUGGCAAGCAAGAAUAUGAUAAAGACGGCGAGAUGGGAAAGCGCGGUGUUGUGGAUCAGGAGAUGGUAGAUGGAUUUUUGAAGCAUAAGUAUUUUGGCCUGGAGCCUCCCAAAACGACAGGCCGGGAAGACUUCCGUGACACCCUCGCUUUCGACCUUAUUGCUAAAGGAGAGAAGAAGGGCUUGUCCCGAGAUGAUGUAGUGGCAACGAUUACUCGAAUCACAGCACAAUCCAUUGUGGACCAUUACCGACGAUUUGCACCAUCUCAAGAUAUUGAUGAAAUUUUCUUGUGUGGGGGAGGCGCCUUUAAUCCGAAUAUCACGGAUUUCAUUCAAAAGAGCUACCCGAGGACCAAAAUCCUUAUGCUAGACGAGGCUGGAAUUCCAGGAGGUGCGAAAGAGGCCAUCACGUUUGCUUGGCAGGGAAUGGAGGCAAUUGUAGGGAGAUCAAUACUUGUGCCGACACGGGUCGAGACUCGAAAAGAAUGUGUGCUUGGGAAGGUGUCCCCAGGGGAGAAUUAUAGAGAUGUAAUGCUAAAGGGCAUGCUUUUUGGCGGCAAAGAGAGAAAGCUGAGUCCGGUGAAAGACAUGAUUAACAUUGUAGAUGGGAAAGCAUUUAGUAAUAAAUGGUAAUAGAGUCGAGGAACUGAUAAAUGAACCGAUAAUUGAACCG